AUGUCUUUGACACGCGUGAACAUGUCCGAGGAUGUCUGGUUGACUUGCCUUACUCACGCAUUGUCCACUGAGACCGAAGAAAUCAUGGGACUCCUCCUCGGCGACAUCGAGUACUCGAAAAACGGAAGUGCGACAGCUGUGAUAUGGGGAGCAUCGCCUCAGUCACGGUCUGAUCGGCAGAAGGACCGAGUAGAAACCAAUCCUGAACAGUUGGCUGCUGCUUCAGCUAAGGCUGAUAUAUCCUUUUCCUUCAAAUUAAAAAUGUUGCUAAACUCGUUUUCUAUUGAUUUGAUCAGAAAAGGAAAAAUGACCAUAUCAACGGGCAGAACAACGAGGGUGAUAGGAUGGUACCACUCCCAUCCUCAUAUCACUGUACUUCCUUCCCAUGUUGAUGUUCGGACACAAGCAAUGUAUCAGCUUUUAGAUACUGGGUUUAUUGGCCUCAUAUUUUCUUGUUUCAGUGAAGAUGCAAGCAAGGUUGGAAGAAUCCAAGUUAUCGCGUUCCAGUCCUCUGAUGGAAAGCCCAAUACUCCUCCUAAACCAUUGAGCCUGCGACUUGCAAAUAAAGAUUCUGUCGUCGAUUUAGAAUCCUCAUUAAGUUCUUCAGACUCGAUAUUCCAGAGUUCCUCUUCUGCUCGGGGAGACAAUCCUGAGCAAGACACUGCUACAGGUGGAGGACGAGUUUCAGAUUUUGGGGAUUUCUUUGUAAACAAUGCUGAAGCCAACACCAUGGGGAGAGAUGUGACAAGUGGAAGCUACAGCUCAGGCAAUCUCAGCAGCUCAGUUGUGGGAAUUGAUCCAAUGGACAUGUCUGAAAGCAUGCAAGAGGCUAUGCUUCGUUCAAAUAUGGAAACCAGCGGUGUAGGGUAUGUUAGAAAAGAAGUCCCGCUCCAUGUUUUGCCGACUUCAACCCUUGUUCAGCUCAAUUCACCUUUAGCAUCUUUUAAGGAUCUGCAAAGAGUACUCUACGAGGAGGAACGAGCAGCGUACCACCAAUCUCUCCUGCAAAACACCAGAGCCGGGAAAGUACAUCCCCUUGCCUUCAUUCACAACACAUCGUCAUAUCAGGCUUCAAUGUGCAAGCUGAUUGAAUACUGCUUGAGUCCCGCCAUUAACGCACUUCAAGAUAGGGUAAGGGAAAACAAGAUCCGGUUAGCAAUGCUGAUGGAUGAAGCCGACGCUCUGGACGCUCAGAAACUUAAAGGAGCAGAGACGAGCGGAGCACCAUCUCGUCUGGUUCACGGCUCUGGCAGCCGAAGCAGAAAAAGAUCCUCCUAG
Molecule: messenger RNA, 1278 nt
Organism: Microthlaspi erraticum
Lineage: Eukaryota; Viridiplantae; Streptophyta; Magnoliopsida; Brassicales; Brassicaceae
Source: the annotation of a GenBank genome assembly